This is a messenger RNA of Telopea speciosissima, 999 nucleotides long. RefSeq names its product aquaporin SIP1-2-like. Lineage: Eukaryota; Viridiplantae; Streptophyta; Magnoliopsida; Proteales; Proteaceae. The record is from RefSeq and is a predicted model, not a curated record. Gene Ontology annotation, cellular component: membrane. Gene Ontology annotation, molecular function: water channel activity. The coding region runs from base 74 to 787 and encodes 237 amino acids. Gene Ontology annotation, biological process: transmembrane transport. The transcript has 3 exons.
UUUCUUCUGAAAGAAGAGGAAUACAACUAUCAUCAAUUACAAAGGAAGGAGGGUCCGGAGAAAGAAGGAAGGGAUGGGUGUGAUCAAGGCAGCCAUCGGUGAUGCGGUGUUGACUUCCAUGUGGGUGUUCUGCGCGUCCACGCUUCGGGUCUCCACCUCCAUUAUCCAGAAGGCGCUGGGAUUCGAAAGUAUGGCUUCCGCCCUCGUUAUCACGACCACCCUCGUGGCCUUCCUCGUCUUAAUCUUCACCUUGCUCGGCGGCGCCAUGGGUGGAGCCAGCUUUAAUCCCACCGGCACUGCUUCCUUCUUCGCGGCCGGCGUCGGUGAUACCGACCUCAUCUCUAUGGCCUUCCGAUUCCCUGCUCAGGCAAUUGGGGCAGUGGGCGGUGCCUUGGCAAUUAUGGAAGUGAUGCCGGCUGAAUACAAACACAUGCUUGGCGGGCCUUCACUGAAAGUCGAUUUGCACACUGGAGCCAUCGCCGAAGGGGUCUUGACCUUCAUCAUCAGUUUCGCCGUUUUAUUUAUAGUGCUCAAGGGUCCCAAAAACCCGCUUUUAAAGGUUUGGAUGAUUGCCAUGUCGACGGUUUCAUUGGUAAUUGCAGGAAAUAAAUAUACUGGACCGGCCAUGAAUCCUGCCAAUGCCUUUGGGUGGGCUUAUGUGAACAACCGCCACAAUACAUGGGAGCAGUUCUAUGUUUACUGGAUUUGCCCCUUUACCGGAGCAAUUCUGGCUGCUUCGAUCUUCCGGGUUUUUUUCCCUCCACCUGUCAAGGAGAAGAAAGCAUAAGGAGAAAAGGAGUACAUUACUUCGUCAUUUCUGUGUCAAAGUGCUUUUACAUGUAACCCUGUUUCUUCAUUACUAUUUUCUCUGUUAGUCCUUACCAGUCUAUUUUUUAGAUAAUGUGGUUUACUGAACCUGGAAAUCACAACUGUAUGCCACUUCUCCAUACUCAAACUUGAAUGAGUUGCCUCAUGCUUUUUCUUGAAAAGCUACUUUGG